GCCGCCAGAAGAGGAGCUUACUUCUUGAGCUUCAAUGGCGGAACAAGAACUUGUGAAGACUUACCCAGUGAAAGCAAAGCUCAAGCCAAACACAAACACUUCUGAAUCAAACCCAGAAUCCAGAUUCUGGAAAUCAUUCAAACCGCAGCCGCUAGGCAAACCUUUAAUCUCUUCAAUCACAUCUCUCUCAUUCUCUCCUAUCAGUCCUCACGAUUUCGCCGCCACUCAUUCAGCCACCGUUACCCUAUUCUCUUCCCAAACUAUCGAACCCAAGUCUACCAUCUCCGCCUUCAGCGAUACCGCCACUUCCGCCUCUUACCGAUCAGAUGGCCGCCUCAUCGCUGCUGGGUCUCACUCCGGAGUCAUCAAAGUAUUCGACGUCAAGAGCCGAACUUCUCUCCGUCAUCUCCGCAACCAUUCAAGGCCGGUCCACCUCGUCAAGUUCCCGCGCGUUGACAAGCUUCAUCUCAUCUCCGGCGGUGAUGACGCGGUCGUCAAGUAUUGGGAUGUUGCGACCGAAACCCCUAUUUACAAUCUCCUAGGUCACAAAGAUUACGUUCGGUGCGGAGAUGGAUCCCCAGCUAGUGAUGAUAUGUUUGUCACAGGUUCUUAUGAUCAUUCAAUUAAGGUUUGGGAUGUUAGGGUUUCUUCAAAUAGAACCUCUGUUAUGGAUCUCAAACAUGGAAGCCCGGUGGAGGAUGUGAUAUUCCUGCCAUCCGGUGGGUUAAUAGCAACUGCUGGAGGGAAUUCAGUGAAGAUCUGGGAUGUAAUUGGAGGUGGGAAACUGUUGUAUUCAAUGGAGAGUCAUAACAAGACUGUAACUUCAAUCUGUGUAGGAAAGAUUGGGAAAGAAGGUGGUGAAGAAGCUCGAAUACUGAGUGUUUCAUUAGAUGGGUAUUUGAAAGCUUUUGAUUAUGGAAAAUUCAAGAUAACAUAUUCAAUGAGGUUCCCUUCACCAUUGUUAUCAGUUGCAUUCUCUCCAGAUACAUCAACCAGAAUUGUAGGUUCUUCAAAUGGGAUUAUAUAUGCAGGAAAAAGGAAAACCAAGAAGACUGAGGAUAAUGCCCUAAUGGAGUUAGAACCUGUUAAACGAUCUUUAAGGCCAUCGUAUUUCCGGUAUUUCCAAAGAGGGCAAAACGAGAAGCCUACUGAGGGUGAUUAUGCGAUAAUGAAGCCGAAGAAGGUGAAGUUGUCUGCCCACGAUAAGUUGCUGAAGAAGUUUAGGCAUAAGGAAGCUUUGGUGGCUGUUUUGGAAGGGAAGAAUCCAGAGGAAGUGGUGGCGGUUAUGGAGGAGCUUGUGGCUAGGAAGAAGUUGAUGAGAUGUGUUUCGAAUUUGGAGAUUGAAGAGCUCGGUUUGCUUUUGGGUUUCUUGCAGAAGUAUUCGACAGUGCCGAGAUUUGCAGGAUUGUUGUUGAGGUUAACGAAGAAGGUGGUGGAGAUGAGGGUUGAAGAUAUAAAUGGUUUCGAUGAUACAUUGAAAGGGCAUAUUAGGAAUUUGAAAAGAUCAGUUGAUGAAGAGAUAAGAGUUCAAGAGUGUUUGCAGGAAGUACAAGGGAUCAUCUCACCUUUGUUGAGGAUUGCUGGGAGGACUACUCCAACUAGUAUUUCUUCUUAACUGGUAAUUUUGUUCCAUUAAAAAUCAGUUUCUAUAUGAGAAAUCAAGACUUUUUUUUAGUAAGAUUCACGCCGAGCUCAUGUGUUUUGUUUUUUGGGGUGUUGAAGGGUUAAUUAUUUGAACAAUUUUGAAUUUUGUAAUGUGUUAACUGCUUUAUUGAUUUUGAUUUAGUUGGAAGUGGAUCAAUUUGGGGAGAUUACCCCUUACAGUAA
Molecule: messenger RNA, 1827 nt
Organism: Impatiens glandulifera
Lineage: Eukaryota; Viridiplantae; Streptophyta; Magnoliopsida; Ericales; Balsaminaceae
Product: protein SLOW WALKER 1
Exons: 1
Coding region: 35-1615 (526 amino acids)
Biological process (GO): positive regulation of transcription by RNA polymerase I; rRNA processing
Cellular component (GO): nucleolus
Molecular function (GO): protein binding
Source: RefSeq, a predicted model, not a curated record